AUGGCCGGUGCUUCUGGAUCUGACGGUUCCGAGCAGCCCUCACUGGCCGCCGCAUCGGGCGCGGGAGGCGACUCAAAGCCGGAAUCCGCAAAGGCAGGCGGCGCGAAGCAGCUGACCCCGCAGGAGCGCGCGCGACUCGCGGCGGCGCGGCGACGUGCGCGGGGGAGCAAUGCGAGGCCGGGAAGUGCGGGGAAAGGCAAGCAGGGAGUCGCCACGUCACUCUACUUUUCCGUGGUGGCUCUUAUAAUCGCCAUCUGGGCCGUCUUUAUUUUCCGCGCCAUUCAAGCCCCCCCGCCGGUCCCGCUCACCGACGCUGACGUAACCAGCCCGCGCGUCCGCCUCUCGGACGGCCGCCACGUGGCGUACCACGAGAUGGGCGCGGCUGCUGACGUGGCCAAGUACCAGGUGCUGGUGGUGCACGCGUGGCAGACGUGCCGACUGAGCAUGCUGCCCAACAUCACGCAGGAGUUCUUAGAAUCCCACGACAUUCGGCUGGUGAGCUACGACCGAGCGGGCUAUGGCCAGAGCGACCCGAACCCGGAGCGCACUCUGCAGAGCGACGUGCGCGACGCAGGGGAGGUGGCAACGGCAGUGGGGUUGGGGGAGAAGUUCUACCUCGUCGCGACCUCCAUGGGGACUUACGUGGCGCUCGGCGCGCUCAGAUACCUGCCGCACCGGCUCAAGGGUCUGACGAUAAUCAGCGUGGUGGGGAACCCCUGGGACCCCACGUGGCCCAAGCACGAGUUCACAGCCACGUGGCAGCAGAUGCCAGUGCAAGAUCGCAUCACGCUGCUGCUGGCCCGCCACGUGCCCUCCCUGCUGCACGCGUGGUUCUCCCAAACCCUGGUGCCGAUGGGAAACUUUCGGGAUCCCUUCCAUCCGCAUCCCGUGGAUUUGUAUGAUUCGGACAUGGCUGCCCUCGCGAGCACUGAUGUGUUUGGUUAUUUCGCCCGGAACAUGCAGGAGGGGGCAAAACAAGGAGCAGGCGUGUGA
Molecule: messenger RNA, 993 nt
Organism: Closterium sp. Naga37s-1
Lineage: Eukaryota; Viridiplantae; Streptophyta; Zygnematophyceae; Desmidiales; Closteriaceae
Source: the annotation of a GenBank genome assembly